This is a messenger RNA of Culex pipiens pallens (northern house mosquito), 1899 nucleotides long. Its product is annotated as homeobox protein vnd. Lineage: Eukaryota; Metazoa; Arthropoda; Insecta; Diptera; Culicidae. The transcript has 3 exons. Gene Ontology annotation, molecular function: DNA-binding transcription factor activity, RNA polymerase II-specific; RNA polymerase II cis-regulatory region sequence-specific DNA binding. The coding region runs from base 386 to 1651 and encodes 421 amino acids. Gene Ontology annotation, biological process: regulation of transcription by RNA polymerase II; cell differentiation. Gene Ontology annotation, cellular component: nucleus. The record is from RefSeq and is a predicted model, not a curated record.
GCCAUCAACGGCUGCUGAAGAGUGGAGAGUGCUUCUUAGAGACGAGUGUAUCCGGUUUGAGCGCGAUCUUGAUUAACAGUGUGUUCGGGUGUAAUAACAGUAUCGUUUGAUUAUCACGCGCGAGCCUGCUUCGAUCGCGAGUGAGUGGAGUGAAUAAGGAAGAGUGAUUCGUUCGCGAGUGAAUCGAACGCGAUCCAAGUGACCGGCGAGAGUGCGUGGUGAUCGUCUCGCAAGUGAUUUAGAUCCUGUCAAAGUGGCCGCGGAAAAGAAGGACACUGGUGCAGGUGCCGCCAGUCCCCGGAAAACGCCACCACGGAGGCCAUCCGUUCCGGAAUCGUCCCCGCAAACGCCACCGUCGGUUCCCGCCAGCCUGGGUGGUGACGCGAUGUCUCCGACGGCGGUCGCAGCUGGCGCGGUCAAUCCGCCGCCGGGAAUGCUCAACUGGGCGCCGAUUCUGUUUCCCUCGGCCUGGAACCACCCGGCGCUGCUGCCCGCGUUCUAUCCGGCCGCGCUCCGGUCCCUGCCCGGAUUCCUGGACAACAUGAAGCUACCAAACUCGCAGCGUUCCUCCUCCCACCACAACAACAACAACUCCGGCUCGGGCUUCCACAUCAGCGACAUCCUGGGCCACAAACAGCAGGACAAACCCCGCAAACCGACCACCGAGGUGGUGGACGACGAAAGUACCGGCGACGAGGGCGUCAUUCCGGUGACGGUCCGGCACCACAAUGCCUCCGCCGGCGCCACCGACGCGGACAGUAACCAUGGCAACAUAACGCCCGCCAACAGCGACGACGACAGCAGCAGCCACAGCCGGAACGGCGCCAAGGUGCUGGACGCGAAGCGUUCGCUGGCCGAAGAUCUGCACGCGCGCUUCACCGCCUACCAUCCGCACCACCAUCCGCUCUUCCCGGCCGCGGCGCGGCCCUGGCUGUACGAAACGUGCAAUAACCUUACUGCAUCCCAACAACAGCAGCAUCAGCAGCGGCUAGCGCAGCAGAUUUCGCCGGACAGCACUUCACCGGUGCACUCGGAGCGGUCCUAUCUGGGCGGUCCGGGAGGCAAUGGGGGCCAGUGUCCGCGGACGCCAAGCCCGGCGGAUAGCCACUUGAACGCGGAUGGCAACACUGAACACUCGGACGAUGUGGACAUCGAAGAAGGCUGCGACGAGAUCGAUAUGCUGGAAGACACGGACGACGGUCCGGCGGAUCGGUUGACGAACGGGUUGGGUGGCCACAAGAAGCGAAAACGGCGGGUUCUGUUUUCGAAGGCACAAACGUACGAGCUGGAGCGUCGGUUCCGGCAGCAGCGCUACCUGUCCGCUCCGGAGCGGGAACAUUUGGCCUCGCUGAUCCGGCUGACGCCGACGCAGGUCAAGAUCUGGUUCCAGAACCAUCGCUACAAGACGAAACGGGCCGCGCACGAGAAGGGCUCGAUGGACGUGGGAUCGCACCAGGGCGGAGGACUUCCGUCGCCCCGGCGGGUUGCCGUUCCGGUGCUGGUCCGCGAUGGAAAGCCCUGCCUGGGGGGGAGCAAACCCCACGACAUGAUGGCCGCGGCCGUUCAGCAGGCCCACCUGGCACUGCCGCCGGGCUUUCAACAUGCCAGCUUGCUGCACCACGCGGCGGCCACCGGCCGGUGGUGGCCCUGAAUCCGGAACGCCCCGGCCAUUUGUACAUAGUCGUAGUUCAAUUCGCCGUCGUCUUCGUCGUCCAGUCAUCGGAUCCGUGUUACGUGUAAUCACAGAUUUUAGCGAAAGUCCGCAGUUAGUCUUAGGCCGAACAAAGCAAAAGAGUCUAUUUAAUUAUAUGUAUUUAGUUAAUUUAUAAGAUUUUAUUAAAAUCAGGAUUUCAUUUCAACCAAAAAAUAAGAAACGCUGGCAGCACUGCCCAACGCCUA